Xiphias gladius (swordfish) is the source of this 2052-nucleotide messenger RNA. It is a transcript of the gene ostm1, whose product is annotated as osteoclastogenesis associated transmembrane protein 1. The record is from RefSeq and is a predicted model, not a curated record. The transcript is spliced from 6 exons. Lineage: Eukaryota; Metazoa; Chordata; Actinopteri; Istiophoriformes; Xiphiidae. Gene Ontology annotation, cellular component: cytosol. Bases 96 to 1025 code for a protein of 309 amino acids.
GAGAUCACAGCCUGUCACAUGAUCACGUCGGGUGAUAACCAGGAAAUCGUGGGUUGUUUAGACUGCACGAAGAGGAGCAGAUGUCCUAAUCGGCCAUGUCUCCCUACAAAAACUGCCCGUUUUUUGUUUCGUUGCUGAUAAAUAUUUACGCUCUUGGGUCCGGCGACGGAGUAACCGUCGGCGCUCCAGAUUCAGCGGACAUACCGGGACAAAUCCCGCCUUUGAGCCCUGUUGCGCUCAGCCCUCCCGUCUUCCAGCCCGCGUCGGACUCUUUGCUCCCCCUCAGUCUGCUGUCCUCCUUCCCAGAAGACCUGGAGGUCAGUGACUACUGCAGCGAGCUGCUCCACAUAUUUGGACAGCGCUACGUGACCUACGUCAACUGCCUGGUACCUGCGGCCCGACCUGUCAAAGUGUGUCAGCGGUGCUUCGCCAGUUAUGGCAGCCUCAUGGACAUCUACGCCAACAUCUCCUCGGACCAGAUGGGUCCUGCUAAUGUGAGCUGCAGGGACAGUCUUCUGCGCAGUGAUCGGCUGAUGCUGGUCUUUCUGCUGUACAGCAACCUGAAGGACAUUUGGAGCCAAUCAGGCUGCAACUACUGUAUCACUAAAGGAUUUCAGAGCCUGACCAAUGACACGCUGUAUUUCAUAUCAACUCUCAACCAAACUCUCACCUGCUUUGAGAAGUAUCAACAGGGGAACCAUACAGAGCUAUGCAAAAACUGUAAGAGCACAUACAGAAGCCUGAAUGAGCUGUACAGCAGAAUGGAGAAGAAUCACACUCUGUGCAUUGACACGGAGGAUGCGAUGAAUAUGACACGCAAACUGUGGAGUAAGAAUUUCAAUUGUUCCUUCCCCCGUGAGGAGACGGUGCCUGUCAUCGCUGUGUCCAGCUUCAUGCUUUUUCUGCCCAUCAUCUUCUACUUGAGCAGCUUCCUUCACUCUGAACAAAAGAAACGCAAGCUCAUACACCCCAAGCGAGCAAAAUCCUACACCAGCUUGAUGAACAUUCAGGACAAACUGAGCUGAACAGGAGGGAGGUGGUCACUGAAAUGGAGGACAGCGUUCUUUGGUCAAAAGUUACACUUUCUCACACUGUCUCGUGCCUGAGGUUUGACAGACCUCCAGUGACUGUAUAGCCCUCAACAGCAGCCUCACUGGUUGCUUUUCAGGGGUCUGUGGUACCGAUCAGCAUUCAAAGGACUUCAAGGAUCAAAAUAUGUGGAACUGAAACCGAAAGUGAAAUGCACUGGGAUUUUUAUUGCACAAAAUGGACUUUAUGCACGUUAAACAUUUGCUUUCAUAUCCCAAAAAAUAAAAACAUGCAGAUUUUCUCAGAUUUAUAGCCAAAAAAAGAAAGGAAACAAAUUUAGAAAUUUUCAACAGACUGUGACGGCCUCUUACUGCCAGAAUUAAAGAUCAGCUUUGUUUUGUGAAAUUUGUCAGAUUUAAGCUUGGGACCUGUGUUGGAAUCAAUGCCAGCGCAUCCUGCAGUCUGAGACACACAGCUGUUGCUAGAAAGAGCGAGUGGCUUGUAUGCUGUGUGUGUGCGCGUGACUGUGCGCGUGAGUGUGUGUGUGUGUGUGUGUGUGUGUGUGAGAGUGAAAGUGAGCUAAUGUGUGUAUGUGCUCUAUUUAUGGGUUGGGUUGAGAAAUGGGUUUUCUGUAUCUAAUAUAUGUCCAGAGGAGAGCUGCAAAAAGGAAGCACUUGAUGUCCAUUAGUGGUGACAUGUAUCGGCUGUAAGAAGGGGGGGGGGGUAAAUAAAGACAUAACACACAUAAUGUAAGACCACUCCGAAGUACUACACUGUGAUGUUACCUGUUUUCCCGGCAGUAUUUUUGUGGUUGCAUAAAGCUUUUAAUGUGCUUUGUUGUCAUUUUCCACUGAUGAUUAACUUAAUUUGUUAAGGGUCUCUGACCACUCAUGACGGUGGGGCCUCCUCUGAGUCAUGGAUGUUGAAUUGAUGAAUUUGCCCAUUAAAGAUGCAUUUGCUGUGAAGUAACGUAAACUUUCAUUUUGAAUGCAUAAGCCCGAAUAAAUACUUCUGCGUCAUGAA